AUGGUGCUGGGCCCGCCGCCCGAGGAGGGAACCGUCGCCGUUGUGGUGCGCGUGCGGCCCCCGAAUCCCCGUGAGCAGGAGGGGGCGGCGUCCGCCGUGCUGCAUGUUGUGGACCAGCACAUCCUCGUCUUCGACCCGGAGGAGCCCGGUGGCCUCCUGGGUGGCAUCCCGGCUGGUCGAGGACCCAAACACAGGGGCAAAGAUCUGAAGUUCGUCUUCGACCGGGUUUUCGGAGAGGGGGCCACCCAGGAGGAGGUGUUCCAGCAUACCACCCGGGAGGUGUUGGAUGGCGUCCUCAAUGGCUACAACUGUUCUGUAUUCGCCUACGGCGCAACUGGAGCGGGGAAAACCUACACCAUGCUGGGCUCUGAGAAGAGCCCGGGCAUCAUGUACCUCACCAUGGUGGAGCUGUACAAGAGGAUCGAGGCUAGGAAGCACGAGAAGAGCUGUGAGGUGCUCAUCUCCUACCAGGAGGUGUACAAUGAACAAAUUCACGACCUCUUGGAGCCCAAGGGCCCUUUGGCAAUCCGGGAAGAUCCAGAGAAAGGCGUCGUGGUUCAGGGUCUCUCCUUCCACCAGCCCAAAUCGGCAGAGCAGCUCCUGGAGAUGUUGGCCAACGGCAACAAAAACCGGACGCAGCACCCCACUGACGCCAACGCCACCUCCUCCCGCUCGCACGCGGUCUUCCAGAUCUACGUGAAGCAGCAAGACCGCGUUGUUGGCCUUGCUCAGGACCUGCAAGUGGCGAAGAUGAGUUUGAUUGACCUGGCUGGCUCAGAGAGAGCUUCGGUCACCAAAACCAAAGGAGAGCGGCUUCGGGAGGGCGCCAACAUCAACCGCUCACUGCUGGCCCUCAUCAACGUCAUCAACGCUCUGGCUGACGCGAAGAGCAAGAAAACCCACAUCCCGUAUAGGGACAGCAAGCUCACGCGGUUGCUGAAGGACUCCAUUGGCGGCAACUGCCGCACCAUCAUGAUCGCUGCUGUGAGCCCAUCUGUGCUGGCCUAUGAGGACACCUACAACACGCUCAAGUACGCCAACCGGGCCAAGGAGAUCAAGCUGUCGCUGACGAGCAACGUGCUCAGCCUUGAUUGCCACAUCAGUAAAUAUGCCGUGAUCUGUGAGCAGCUGAAAGCAGAGGUGGCAGAUCUGCGGGCGAAACUCCGCGCCUACGAGGAUGGGGCCAAGGACGCAGAAAAGCAGGCGCCGACACUGCUGGCUUCCCCCAGCUCGAGCCCAGUGGGGCUGCCCAGGUUGGAGGGAGCUGUUCCAAAGACACGCCUGGACCCCCAAGUCUGCUGGGAGGGUGACCAAGAGGCAGUUGCAGCACAGACAGACUUGGAAGCUGAAUGGGCUGUUCAACCACAGAAGCUGAAAUCGGAGGAAGAGGCUCGAGAGGAAAUGCCCCCGAGAAGCCCCAGAGCAUCCCAUCGGGCAGAUCUCCAGCUGGAAAUGAAGAAAGCAAGUCUGCCACUACAGGGGUUGUCCGGCUGCAAGACAGAGACGCUUGUUGCUGCUGUCCUGAGUGUUGCCCGAAGGCAGUACUCCCUCCUGAAGGCUGCCAACCUCUUAACUCCUGACAUGGUCUCCGAAUUUGAGGAACUGGAGCGCAAGGUCCAACAGGAAGCUGGUGCAAGCCUGGAGCAAGCCAGGCUGCCAAAUGUACCCGCAGAGAGCAGCGGGGCUGCUUCAGCCCAAGGGACGCAGCAGGACUGUCACGCCGAGGCAUCCGUCAGCAUGCCUGCCGCCAAGGACAGUACCCCCAUGACGAGAGCCGCUCUGCGACGCUUGCAGCAGCUUGCUCCGCUCGCCAGCCCCACGCUGAAGGCUCCUGGCCCGGCUAAGAAGAGGAAGAGGUCAGAGAUGAGAAGUGCUUCCAGACAAGGAACUCCCCACAGCCUCAAAACGCAGGCAAAACGCCAGCGGAAGUGCUCCCUGCCGGAUCUGAGGAAGGGCUCCGGGAGAGAAGUGGAGACUCCCAAGGCGGUGGAGAGCCAGGGCACCCCUUCUCCCAAAGAGACCAACUCCUCCCAGCUACCUCCGUCUUGCACCCCCAGAAUCUGCCCAUGGACAAUCACCAAAAGGCGCGUGCCCCUGGCAACGUCGGCUGCCCAAAACUGCUGCACCCCAGCUGCCCUGCCUCUCCGCGACCUGAACAUGACUUUCGACCUCUCCGAGGACAGCGGUUCUCCCAAUGUGGCUAAGCCAGGGAUCUUCAGCCUACCCCAGUUCCCUGGCUGGGAGAAUGUCCAGUGCCUCUUAAACAAGCAGGACGACCCCUUCGUGCCCAGAGCGUCCAUCCCGGUGUUCACCAUGAGGGGCUCCUCCAUCCCCAAGCCCUCCUCCGUCUCCAAGGCGUCCGCCCCGAAGCAGAAGCGAUCGGUGAGCACCGCUUCCCGCUCGCUGGGAGGGCUCCAGAGCCGCAUUGCCCGCCUCCCAGGCAGCCGGAGGUCCGCGCAGCCCUCGAGCGUCGCAGAACGUCGUUUGGGCAGUCUCGGCCAGAAGGGCAGCAAGAGGAGCACGAAGGAGUUCGGGGCGCUUGGCAGCGCCUCCGCUGCUCCUAACCCUCAGGCUACAAAGCUCCUCCGGCCAGCUGCCAAACCGCACGUCUCUGCCCGGCCACCGCGGUGCUUCUCCGUCCUUCUGCGCCGCGCCAAGCGCCAUGCCGGGGCCCGCAGUCCCGAAGGACCUGCCUCUUCCCUGCCCUCUUUUCCCACCAGCCCUGGCGAGGGCACGGAGUGA
Messenger RNA from Rhea pennata, 2742 nucleotides. It is a transcript of the gene KIF18B, whose product is annotated as kinesin family member 18B. The record is from RefSeq and is a predicted model, not a curated record. The transcript has 16 exons. NCBI's taxonomy places the organism in Eukaryota, Metazoa, Chordata, Aves, Rheiformes, Rheidae. Gene Ontology annotation, biological process: microtubule-based movement. Gene Ontology annotation, molecular function: microtubule binding; ATP binding; microtubule motor activity. The coding region runs from base 1 to 2742 and encodes 913 amino acids.